Messenger RNA from Puntigrus tetrazona (Sumatra barb), 1850 nucleotides. RefSeq lists its product as uncharacterized. The transcript has 5 exons. The coding region runs from base 133 to 1167 and encodes 344 amino acids. Lineage: Eukaryota; Metazoa; Chordata; Actinopteri; Cypriniformes; Cyprinidae. The record is from RefSeq and is a predicted model, not a curated record.
UCUCUCUUUUAAAAUCACGAUGAGAAUAUCAACAAAUAGAAGAAACGCGCAACAAAGUAGCGUAAAGUGACUUUGAACUUUGAGCACAUCAUCAGUAGCAUUUCUUCUAACUCGUUUUUGUGAGCGACGUGAAUGAUGAACCGGGAUAUGGAUCGUUUUAGCACAUUCGUGGCCGUGGUGUCAGGUGUAUCCUUGUUUUAUCUCUUUCACUCGGUGUUUUACGUUUCUCACGUCUCAUUUAAAACUCACACGGUCUUUGACUCCCAGAGACACCUGCCGGGUUCAGUUUACCUCAUGACCAGAUACAUGUAUGAAUCUCUCCGCAAAAAACGAGGAACAAUUAGGAAAAACACAGACACGAAUGACGAGCUUGCGUUCACUUUGAUCAACUGCAGGUAUGAUGUCGUAUCUUUGAGGAGGUUCUGCAGCGUUUCAGGUUAUGAUUGGGACUAUCCUGACAGUGUCUUCAGAGACGUUCCCUUGUGCUACCCUGAGUUUCUCUUCAGCAGACUUCUCUCUAUGAUUGUGUGCUCCGAGAGAUUCAGACUAAGCCCUUUGGGUCUGUUAAGUGUCCGUGAGAGUUUGAGUUUGAUGGAUGCCGUGGAUGAGCUGAAGAGAGGAAAGUUCUCCCUGCAGAUCAGAGUGCUGGAGUACAGGACUGUUAGUGCCGGAGUGGAGGUGGAUCUCACUUUAACUGUAUCCAGAGAUCAGCAGACCGUUUGGAGCAGCACACUGACCCUACUCUCUCCCAACAAUACAUACAGACCUGAUUCUCAGCCUGACUUGGAGAUCACCCAUGAUCCGGUCUCGGAGAGAUGCAUCAGCCUGACUGUUCCUUGGUCCACAGCUGUGAGGAGCACCUCGGUGUUUGGUGACCUUUGCCCUCUGCCUGUGUUCGUUUGGCUGGGAUUUACCCAUCCCACCAUGCACCCGCUGUGGAUGUUCUCCAGAUGCAUGGCAGAAAUGGAGAAACACAAAGGAGUAGAAGCGGUGAGAGCUCCUCUGACUGUGUCAGUCUGUUACAAACAGCCUGUAUCAUUACCAAGGAAAGUCAACAUCAGAGUCAGUGAAAACACUAGAAAGACCUUUUCGUUGGAGGACCACAGAACCGGGACGCUGUACCUCUCGGGACAGAUAAAACAACAGACAAGCGAGAAAGCAGAAUGAUGCUCAUGUAAUCUUUUCAGAAAGGAUACUAAGCACUCAACGGCGGGGUGUCAGACGGGGUGAUAGCGGAACUGAGUAACUUUCCUGUCUACAUUUCAACGUCUCAUUUAAACAGGGUUAUAUUCUAUAUUUUUGCUUUGCAUUAUGCAUUAUACAAUAAUGAAUUCUUUGUACAUGUGCAGUCAAAUCACUUUUAAUCAAUGUCUGUGUCAGUAGGGGAGGAGCUUGAGUGGAGGGCCGUUUUUCAUGAAUAUUUCAGUCUCUCCCCUCUUUCCUCAGUCGUGCCUUUCUCUGUGCAUGCACACGUGUGUGUAUAAGUGCUCCAUGUGUAUUAUUCAUUAUUAUGUGUUCAGCGUAUGAGGAGGGGUUUCUCACACAAACAACUUAACACGCGUGUGUGUACCAAUAGUAUAUAAAAUAAUAUGACGGUAAUUUGUGAAAUGAUCAUUUGUAUAUUUGUAGGCAUUUAAGAAAAUAAUUGUAAUGAUCAGUUAUCAGUGGUAAUUUGCAUUGUCCCAUAUUAUGGUCUGUGUAAUAUAUUUCAUUUUAGGAUACUUUAUACACGUAUGAAGUGAUUUCCUGACUGUAUAUACAACUAUACAAAUAGCUUGUAGAACUGUUGUGUAGGGUGUGUAGUCUAAUAGACAUCAUUUAUUUAUAAAGGCCUGAAUCUGUCGGGUGUA